Orbicella faveolata is the source of this 3330-nucleotide messenger RNA. RefSeq names its product WASH complex subunit 5-like. Gene Ontology annotation, biological process: actin filament polymerization; regulation of actin nucleation; endosome fission. NCBI's taxonomy places the organism in Eukaryota, Metazoa, Cnidaria, Anthozoa, Scleractinia, Merulinidae. Gene Ontology annotation, cellular component: WASH complex; endosome. The record is from RefSeq and is a predicted model, not a curated record.
CCUCGAGCCUCGGUCACAUGAUAUCGGUAAUCCAAGAUGGUGGACUUCCUUGCAGAUAACAACGCUUGCGGACAGACCGUUUUAAAGCUCGUUAGCCGAGGAAAUGCCAUCGUUGCCGAGCUAUUGCGGCUCUCCGACUUUAUACCUCCGGUUUUCAAGCAAGAAACGAAAGAAGACCGUGAUAAAUAUGGCGAGAUCUUGGCAGACUUCUCCUAUUUCAAGGGACCUGACUACUACGAGAACCGGAUUGAUUCCAAGGCGGAACUUCAAGAUCUUGAUGAGGAAUUUAGGGAGAACCAUAUUGAGAUCCUGACCAGAUUCUAUAAAGCCUUUGAGAGUGUCCACAAGUACAUCACUGAUCUAAACAGAUACCUGGAAGAUCUUGAUGAAGGAGUUUUCAUUCAGCAAACACUAGAGAGUGUACUGCUCAAUGAAGACGGAAAACAGCUUAUGUGUGAAAGUUUGUACCUGUACGGGGUUAUGCUUCUUGUCAUUGAUAUGAAGUUUGAAGGGGAUGUGCGUGAGAGAAUGUUGGUGUCAUAUCACAGAUACUGUGCAGCCAGGGCUGAUGUUGACUCCAAUAUCGAUGAUGUGUGCAAGCUUCUUAGAAGCACUGGAUUUUCCUUGGCUCCAGGAUCAAAAAGACCUCUCAAGUACCCAGAGGAUUAUUUUCAACGUAUCUCAGUACCUGAUUCAUUUGUGGAUAUGCUAAUUGGUCGUCUUCGGUCUGACGAUGUCUACAAUCAGAUUUCAGCGUAUCCUUUACCAGAACACCGUAGCACAGCUCUUGCAACCCAGGCCUCCAUGUUGUAUGUCAUCUUGUUUUUUGCUCCAGACAUUCUACAGAACCAGCAGGCUAAAAUGAGAGAGAUUGUAGACAAACAUUUCCCCGAUAACUGGGUGAUCAGUGUUUACAUGGGAAAUGUUGUGAAUCUGGUGGAAGCUUGGGAUCCCUACAGAGCUGCUAAGACAGCUCUUAACAAUACUCUAGAUCCUACUAAUGUCAAAACUUUGGUGAGAAUGUUCAAGCAGAUGUUGGCACAGAAGCAGUCCCAGUGGGAGAAACACAAAACAGAAGGAGUUGAAAGGAUGGAUGAGCUAUCUGAAGUGUUUUCUGGGACCAAACCACUCACACGAAUUCAAAAGAAUGAAAACCUGCAGGCAUGGUUCAAGGAGAUGUCCAAUCAGAUUUCCUCAUUAAGCUAUGACGAUUCUACCUCCGCUGGACGGAAAAUGGUGCAGCUUAUUCAAGCAUUAGAAGAGGUUCAAGAAUUUCAUCAAUUAGAAAGCAACCUGCAAGUGAGACAGUUUCUGCUGGAGACAAGACAGUUUCUGCAUCAGAUGAUAAGGACAAUUAACAUCAAAGAAGAGGUUUUGAUCACCAUUCAGUUGGUAGCGGACUUAUCAUAUGCCUGGAACAUCAUUGAUAGCUAUUCUGGAUUUAUGCAGCAAGGAAUAAAGAGUAACCCUUCACUGGUUCAGAAACUAAGAGCAACAUUCCUCAAGGUAAAAAAAUGUAAAAUCAUGGUUCCAACCAGGUUGGAAAAGGACAAAUUGAGAGAAUAUGCACAAUUAGAUGAAAGAUACCAGAUAGCAAAGCUGACUCAUGCCAUCUCAGUGUUCACAGAAGGGAUUUUGAUGAUGAAAACAACUUUAGUGGGAAUUAUAAAGAUUGAUCCAAAGCAGCUGUUAGAGGAUGGGAUAAGAAAGGAGUUGGUCAGACAGGUAGCAUCUGCCUUGCACAUGGGCCUCACCUUCAGUCCAAAAGCUAAGCAAUCUGAGCUUAGUAUAAGGCUGAAAGAGCUCGGUGGAAGAAUGGAUGGGUUCCGCCGCUCCUUUGAGUACAUCCAAGAUUACAUCAACAUUUAUGGCCUGAAAAUCUGGCAAGAGGAAGUUUCUAGGAUUAUUAAUUACAACGUGGAACAGGAAUGCAACAGCUUUCUGAGAGAAAAGGUUCAUGAUUGGCAGUCUGUCUAUCAAUCGACCACAAUUCCUAUACCGAAGUUUCCCCCUGUGGAUGAAUCGGUGAAUUUCAUUGGACGACUAGCGAGGGAGAUUCUACGAAUAACAGACACCAGGACCACGUGUUACAUUGAUCAGAUGGGAGCCUGGUACGACAGUAGAACCAAACAAGAGGUCAUGAAUUUACUGAUUCUAAAACAGCUCCAGCAGGCUGUUGGUUCAUUUGGACUGACUGGAUUAGACAAGUUGCUGUCAUUCAUGAUCGUCAAGGAAUUGCAGAAAUUCCAGGGGCUUCUCAGAGGAGCACUUAAAGACAAACUUGUGGCGGACACUUUAGUCCCUCUUUCCAAACAGCUUACACCUGUCAAGAGUCUCAUUGCUUCACCCUAUAGGGUGUAUCCUCCAGUUACCCAAAAGCUGGCUCGAUUGUGGACUCAGUACUGUGAGGUGAUCAUGAAGGUGGGACAGAUGCAGCUCAUUAGAAGACAGAUUGCCAAUGAACUGAACUGCUCUUGCAAGUUUGAUUCAGAGGUUCUUCAUAAUGCUCUAGAGACUUUUAACAACGCACUUUUGCGCGAUGUCGAGGCUCACUACCAGGAUCCCACUCGGCCAUAUCCCAAAGAAGAGAACCCGUUGAUGUUUGAACUGACGUCAUAUCUUGAAUGGGCUGGAAUCCACAACCCCCUGACUAAGAUCUAUAUCACCACAAAGAAGUAUCCGUAUUUUGCGUUGCUGAAUUUUCUGUGCGUGACUGCUCAACUGUCGAAGCUGGUGUACGUCAAGAGUGUUGGCACAAUGGUAGCAAGGCGUCCAACCGAUCAAAUCGACAGCGCGCCAUUUGUUGUGGGAAUGAUAACAGUCCUUAAACAGUUCCAUUCGGAGUACACGGAACAAUUCUUGGCUUGCUGUGGACAGUACGUCAGGUCCCUUAUAGAAGCUUCUGCUACUAAUGUAAGGAGCCAGGAGAUCCCAGCAGAAGUUGUAAACCUGUUGGUUUUCAUGGAAGACUUUAUCAUGUACAGUGAGCUUCCAAGAAAGGUUGUUGAGGCUCACAUUCCAAGCUACAUUUUUGAUCAGUUUCGAGUUCAUCUCACGUAGCAUUUCAACUCAACGUCAAAGAAGUUUCUAAGACUUUCAGUCUACAGUAUAUAGAAUAUUAGAAUUUAGUUCAAAUCAAUUUUCUAGUGACUUCUAAAAGGUGAGUAAUCGUGUGAAAAAUAUGACAUGUAACGGGUGGCAAGCCCGGAAAAAGCAACACAUGACAGCUGAAAAGCGCGGGAUAGUCGUUCAAGGUCGAUUGACUUUUACAAUAACUGUCUAAUUUCUCGCGCGCUGAUUGGCUCAUUGUUAUCAUCAAUAAGAGUACAG